This is a messenger RNA of Rana temporaria (common frog), 1347 nucleotides long. RefSeq names its product vacuolar protein sorting 72 homolog (gene VPS72). Gene Ontology annotation, molecular function: ATP-dependent H2AZ histone chaperone activity. Gene Ontology annotation, biological process: chromatin remodeling; regulation of DNA-templated transcription. Gene Ontology annotation, cellular component: nucleus. The coding region runs from base 114 to 1202 and encodes 362 amino acids. Lineage: Eukaryota; Metazoa; Chordata; Amphibia; Anura; Ranidae. The transcript has 6 exons. The record is from RefSeq and is a predicted model, not a curated record.
CGUGUAAGGUAACCAAAAGCGCUGCGAUUGGUCCGCUCGGCGCUCGUUGUUUUCUGUUUUUCCCCUGGCAGCCUCGCUCAGUCGCCGGCCGAUCACACAGAAGCGGGACCACCAUGAGCCUAGCGGAGCUGAGAGCGCCGCGGAAGACGGCGGGGAACCGCCUGUCCGGGCUGCUGGGCCGGGAGGAGGAGGACGAGUUCUACAAGACCACCUACGGCGGAUUCAAUGAGGAAUCCGGUGACGAGGAAUAUAACGAGGAUCGCUCGGCGAGCGAGGAUGAGGUGGACUCCGACUUUGACAUCGAUGAGGGGGAGGAGCCGACCAGCGACCACGAGGAGGAUGAGCCAAAAAGGAAGCGCCGGGUGGUGACCAAGGCAUACAAGGAGCCGAUCAAGCUUCUCAAACCUAAACCCAAACCUAAGCCAGAUGCAGCGUCAAGCAGCACACCCAAGAGCCGCCCAGAGAAGCCUCCCCCCCAGGAGGCCACGGAGGACGGCGUGGACAGUCGGAAGCAGAUGCGGCAAUCCACCACCGAGCACACCCGGCAGACUUUCCUCCGCAUGCAGGAGCGCCAGGUCCAGUCUCGUAAGAAGAAAGGUCCCCAUCUUGACCGGCCGCUGACACAGGAGGAGCUACUGGAGGAAGCCAAGAUCACCGAGGAGAUCAACAUCCGCUCACUAGAGAAUUACGAGCGCCUAGAAGCCGACAAGAAGAAGCACGUGCAGAAGAAGAGGCGCUGCGUGGGGCCGACCAUUCGCUAUCACUGUGUGACCAUGCCGCUCGUCACCGACCUCAGCGUGAAGGAGGAGAACGUGGACGUGGAGGGGUUGGAACAGGAGCAGAUGGGGGAUUCCUCCACUGGACCCCCUGCAAGCAAAUGCUCCCGCACCUUCAUCACCUUCUCCGACGACGAAGCCUUCGACCAGAUCUUCCCCAGGGCCAAAGCCAAGAUGCCCAUCCGAGAGGUCUGCCCGGUCACCCACAAACCGGCCCAGUACCGGGACCCCAUCACCGACAUCCCCUACUACAACGCCCGCUCCUUCAAGAUCAUCCGCGAGGCCUAUAAGAAGUACAUCACCGCUCACGGCCUGCCCAACGCCGCCAUGGCCGGCACCAUGGGCCCGGGCGCCGCAGCGCCCGACUCGGGCCAACGCAGCACGCGGCAGAAGAUCGUCAUCAAGCAGAGCGUUCCGGUUACAUAACGCCGGGGGGGGUUUGAUAGACGUUUAUGAAGGGCCGUCGGAUGGUCCAGAUCUUCUCAUUAAAUCAUGAUGACCAUCAGGGGGGUACAGGCAUUACACCUGUAAGGGGCCCGGCUGGCUCCCCUCCCGUUUUUUUUUUUCUUUU